AUGAAGGGUUUGUGGGAUGAGGGUGUACCUGAGGCCGAGCACAGGCAUUGUGCAAGGCAUCUAGAGAAGAAUUUCAACAAAGUUUUCAGGGAUAAAACCUUGAAAGACCCUUUAUGGAAAGCUGCAAGAGAGGUAACUAUUAGGAGAUUCAAAGCUGUGAUGUUGGAGAUCAAAUCAAUUGAUGAGGAAGCAUACAACUGGUUAUUGGCUGCAGGUCCACAUCACUGGAGUAGAUCACACUUUAGGACUCAACCUAAGUGUGAUAUACUUGUAAAUAACAUGUGUGAGGGAUUCAAUGGUACAAAGUCAAUAUUGGCAGCCAGAGAUAGACCAAUAUUGUCGUUGUUGGAGCGUAUUAGGAUGUACAUGAUACAAAGGCUCACUAAAAAUAGGCAUUCAGUUAUAAUGUGGGAGUCUUUCAAUGCACCAAGGGUCGCAAUUGUUCUUGAAAAGAACAAGGUAGAAACUGGAAGUCACAUUCCCACCAAAGGAAGUGAAUUUAUGUACCAGGUGAUGAACAUAAGAUGGGAACUCACUAGUAUUCCAUGUAGUCAUGCUGUUGCUGCUAUUUGGCAUAAAAGAGAGGAUCUAGUGACAUAUGUCUCCAAAUGGCAUACCAAGGAAUACUACAUGAAGGCAUACUCUCAACAAAUUUUUCCAAUUAGGAAUCAAGAUGAGUGGCCUAGAAGUGGCAAGGUUGGAAUGAUUAAGCCAAUUGGGAAGAAUCAACCUCGUAGGCCUAAGAAAAGCAGAAGAGUUGAACUUGAUGAGUUGGCUCCACCAACAGCCAAGAAAUUGAAACGAAGAUAUGUGAGAAUGAGAUGUUCUGGCUAUGGUGCAAUGGGCCACAACUUCAGAACUUGUGCUAGAAACAACCUCAAUUCGGGAAAAGACAACCCCCCAGCUGAUCCUGGUACUUAUGCUAGAAAUAGCAGUUAG
Humulus lupulus (European hop) is the source of this 939-nucleotide messenger RNA. RefSeq lists its product as uncharacterized. The coding region runs from base 1 to 939 and encodes 312 amino acids. The record is from RefSeq and is a predicted model, not a curated record. NCBI's taxonomy places the organism in Eukaryota, Viridiplantae, Streptophyta, Magnoliopsida, Rosales, Cannabaceae. The transcript has 3 exons.